AUGAGUAACGCUGAAGGGCGGCUCGAAGCUGAUGUUCGGCCUCAGAAACGUCUCUUAUCACGAGUACUUUCGAAAAAGGUUCCACCUAUACCGCUUGAUGAUGAACGUAAACCAUACCCACAUAAAUCAGCCAACAUUAUCUCCCAGAUAUUUUUCUGGUGGCUCUUUCCUGUUAUGAAUGCUGGUUAUAAAAGAACAUUGACCAGUCAGGAUUUGUUCACUCUUCCUGAUGAUGUCAAGGUGGAGACUAUGGCCAACAAAUUCUAUAAAUCGUUUGAGAUUCGUUCCAGUAAAGCUCGUGUCAAACAUAUACAAAAGAAAUGCAAAGCCAGAGGUGAAAAUUUGGGUAAUUCGUCGGUGGAUGCAGAAGACGAUCUUGCUGAUUACCAACUUCCCAAGACAGUUCCCAUUUUUGCACUUUUGGACACUUUUUGGUGGCAGUACUUGACUGCCUCGAUAUUCUUGGUGUUGGCAAAUGGUGGUAUGACAUGUAACCCAUUGCUAAGCAAACAUUUGAUCAAGUAUGUUGAAUUAAAGGCCUAUGGACACGAAACAGGAGUUGGAAAGGGAGUUGGUUAUGCCUUGGGAUCUGCUGGCGUCAUCUUGGUUACGGGUCUUUGCAUUAAUCACUUCUUCUACAGAUCAAUGCUUACUGGCGCUCAGGCAAAGGCUGUUCUCACAAAGGCACUCCUUGAUAAGUCAUUCAGACUUAAUGCAGAAGCCAGACAUAAGUACCCCACAAGUAAGAUCACCUCCAUGAUGGGUACUGACUUGGCUCGUAUUGAUUUUGCCCUUGGUUUUCAACCAUUCUUGUUUGUUUUUCCAAUCCCAGUUGCUAUCGCCAUCGCCAUCUUAAUCAUCAACGUUGGAGCUGUUUCCUUGAUUGGUGUUGCUUUGUUGUUCAUUUUUAUGAUCGCUAUUACGUUGAGUACCGUAAAGCUUUUCAAAUACCGUGCAAAAGCCAAUGCUUUCACAGACAGAAGAGUUGAUUACAUCAAAGAGGUGUUGAAUAACCUUAAAAUCAUAAAGUUUUAUUCCUGGGAACCUCCAUACCACGACGGUAUUACAGAAGUGAGAAGAAAAGAAAUGAAAAUCAUCUACAGCAUGCAAGUCUUGCGUAACAUUGUGACAGCUUUUGCUAUGUCAUUGACCUUAUUUGCAUCCAUGGUGUGUUUCUUGGUACUUUACGCAGUGAAGAGUAAGAGCAGAGACCCCGCAGCAAUUUUCUCCUCUGUAUCAUUGUUCAAUGUCUUGACUCAACAAGUUAUCAUGCUUCCAAUGGCUUUAAAUAGUGGUGUUGAUGCUUACAUCGGAAUCACUCGUGUCGGAGCGUUCAUGGAUGCGGGUGAGAUUGACCACAAAGAUACUAAAAUUGAAGCCGAGGGUGACAAUUUGAAUCAUAUGAUUGAAGCCAACGAUGCAAUCCGCGUUCAAAAUGGUCAUUUUGAGUGGGAAACUUUUGAACAGGAUAAUGAGGAAGAGGACAAAAAGAAAGACAAAGCUGGCGAAGCCAGUAAAGAGGAUUCAACUCAAGAAAAAAUCAAGGGUGACGAUAAAUCCGAAGGUAAGACGUCCGAUGAUGAUUCUAGCACCUUGGAGGAGAAGUCCUUUGUGGGACUCAAGAAUAUAAACUUGACGGUCAAGAAGGGAGAGUUCGUGGUUAUUACAGGUCUCAUUGGUUCUGGUAAAUCUUCCUUGUUGAGCGCUUUGGCUGGAUUCAUGAAGAAGUCAGAGGGUACGCUCGCCGUCAACGGGUCGCUUUUACUUUGUGGAUAUCCUUGGGUUCAAAAUGCGACAGUCAAGGAGAAUAUCUUGUUUGGUAAUGAAUUCAACGAAGAGAGGUACAAAGACGUUGUGUAUUCAUGUUCUUUAGAGAGCGACUUGGAUAUUCUUCCUGCUGGAGACAGAACUGAAAUUGGAGAAAGAGGUAUUACCCUUUCUGGUGGUCAAAAAGCCAGAAUCAAUCUUGCCAGAGCCGUCUAUGCGAACAAAGACAUCAUUUUAAUGGACGACGUUUUGUCUGCUGUCGACGCAAGAGUUGGUAAGCAUAUUAUGGAAAAUUGUUUUUCACGUAUGCUUGGUGAUAAGACCAGAAUUUUGGCAACUCACCAGUUAUCUUUGAUUGGUAAUGCCGAUAGGGUCGUGUUCUUGAAUGGUGAUGGCUCCAUUGAGAUUGGAACAUUUGAAGAAUUGAGCUCGAGUAAUGCCGGUUUUCAAAAGUUAAUGGCUUUUAACAGCGAUUCACAAUCUAGCAAGGAUGAUUCCAGUGAAUUGAUCGAAGACGCAGACGACAAUGAAGUGAGAAGUUUGGCGUACGAGAAAUACGAAGAAGAUGAAGAACGCGAAUUGGAAAGAGAGAUGAUCCAGCGUCAAAUUUCGAAACGUUCAUCGAUCAAAACAAAUGAAAUUGACGAGGAAGCACUUCACAGAGAUUAUAACAAGGAUAAGACUGGUGAUGGAAAGCUUUUCAUGGACGAAGAAAAAGCCGAAAAUCAAAUUUCCUUCGAAGUAUACAAGAAUUAUGCCAAAUAUGGCAGUGGUGUUUUCAAGAACUAUGGUAUUGUUCCGAUUGUCUUUUUGACAUGUGUGUUAGCGACUUUCUGUCAGAUUUUCACCAAUACGUGGCUUUCAUUUUGGACUGAACAUCGUUUCGAUGGAAGAAAUGACGCUUUCUACAUUGGAUUAUACAUUAUGUUCACUUUCCUUUCCUUCGUGAUGCUUACCACUGAAUUUGUUUUCUUGGUUUAUAUGACCAAUACGGCUUCUGUGAAAUUGAACAUAAUGGCAGUCAAAAGGAUAUUACAUGCACCCAUGUCAUUUAUGGACACCACUCCUAUGGGACGUAUAUUGAACAGAUUUACAAAGGACACAGAUGUGUUGGACAAUGAAAUUGGUGACCAAAUGAGAUUCUUGCUCUUCACUUUUGCUAACAUUGUCGGUGUCAUCAUUCUUUGUAUUUGUUAUUUGCCUUGGUUCGCAAUUGCCGUACCUUUCUUGGGUUUCAUUUUUGUGGCUAUGGCAAACUAUUAUCAGGCAUCUGCUCGUGAAAUCAAGCGUCUAGAAGCUGUCAAACGGUCAUUUGUUUACAACAAUUUCAACGAAACAUUGAGUGGAAUGGCGACAAUCAAGGCUUUCAAAGCUGCAAACCGGUUUUUGAACAAGAAUAACACUUUCUUGAAUAACACAAAUGAAGCGUACUUCAUCAAUAUUGCGAACCAGCGUUGGCUUGCUAUUCAUUUGGACAUUUUGGCAUGUGUCUUUGCGUUGAUCAUUGCAUUGUUGUGUGUAUUCAGGGUCUUCAGUAUCAGCGCAGCAUCUGUUGGUUUGUUGACCUCUUACGUUUUCCAGAUUGCUGGCCAAUUAUCGAUGUUGAUUCGUACUUAUACUCAAGUUGAAAACGAAAUGAACGGAGUGGAACGUUUGUGUGAGUACGCAUUCAAAAUUCCAGAGGAAGCUCCAUAUUUAAUUACUGAGAACACUCCGCCAAAGGAAUGGCCACAACAAGGUGUUGUUUCAUUUGACAAGGUCAACCUUUCAUAUCGUCCUGAGCUCCCAUUGGUUUUAAGAGAUGUUAGUUUUGAUGUCAAGCCUAUGGAGAAAAUAGGUAUUUGUGGUAGAACAGGUGCUGGAAAGUCUAGUAUCAUGACUGCUUUGUACCGUCUCUCUGAGCUCCAAAGCGGUAAGAUCAUUAUUGACGGUAUUGAUAUAUCGACAUUGGGCUUGCAGGAUUUGAGAUCAAAGUUAUCUAUCAUUCCUCAAGACCCUGUUUUAUUCAGAGGCACAAUCAGGAAGAACCUCGAUCCAUUCGGAGAUUAUGACGAUAACAAGCUUUGGGAUGCUCUCAGAAGAUCUGGAUUGAUCGAGGGUUCCAAAUUGGAAGCUGUCAAGGAACAGGACAAGGAUCUGCCUACAUUGCACAAAUUUCAUCUUGACCAGGGAGUGGAAGAUGAAGGUUCCAACUUCUCGUUAGGAGAAAGGCAGUUGAUUGCCUUUGGCCGUGCUCUCGUGAGAGACUCAAAAAUCUUAAUUCUUGAUGAGGCUACCUCAUCAGUUGAUUACGAGACGGACAGCAAAAUUCAAGCUACGAUUGUUAGAGAGUUUUCUCAGUGCACCAUUUUGUGUAUUGCUCACAGACUCAAAACAAUCAUUGAUUAUGAUAAGAUCCUUGUGUUGGAUAAGGGAGAGGUCAGAGAGUUCGACACUCCAUGGAACUUGUUCAACCUGGAAGAUAGUAUCUUCCAACAAAUGUGCAAGCGGUCUAACAUCACGGAGCAAGACUUUACCAGAAAGGAAAGCAAUUAA
This is a messenger RNA of Meyerozyma guilliermondii ATCC 6260, 4302 nucleotides long. RefSeq lists its product as uncharacterized. NCBI's taxonomy places the organism in Eukaryota, Fungi, Ascomycota, Pichiomycetes, Serinales, Debaryomycetaceae. Gene Ontology annotation, molecular function: ATP hydrolysis activity; ABC-type xenobiotic transporter activity; ATP binding. The record is from RefSeq and is a predicted model, not a curated record. Gene Ontology annotation, cellular component: plasma membrane. Gene Ontology annotation, biological process: transmembrane transport. The coding region runs from base 1 to 4302 and encodes 1433 amino acids. The transcript has a single exon.